AUGGAUUCAUUUUAUUUGGAUGACUCUGAUCAUAACAACUUAAUUGGUUCAGAUGAUGCGUUACAGACAGUAGCUGAAGAAGAGACUGGCUUGGAUCUAGACACAGCACUGCUGCCUGGGCCUCAACAGUCUGGACCUGAAGUCGCCGUUGGUGCACCCUCACAUGAAGCUGGACAGCCGAGCACUUUUAAUUUUGAGUCUUUGCUUGCACAUGCCAUGCGUAACGUUGCUGAAUCACCAGUACAACUGCCAUGGGAGUCAGAUGAGUGGGCCUGCAUUUUUGACCCUAACCACGAUCCCUUGGAUGCGCUUGUACCUCAGUUUGAGCCCAAGCUCAAAGUGCCGAAGCUGAUUCACGAUAAGCCUUCUGACAAUUUAGUUUCACAACCAGAUGUUUCCAGUUCUGAUUUCACAAAGCCUUUGUUCAUGGUGGCAGUUUCCAGAAGGAAAGACCAGGUUUGGACAGAGAAGCGAGAAGCUGAGUUGCAAAGAGCUCUCAUGAAAUGGGACACUAUUGUCAGAAAUUGGCCAGAUGAGUGGAAAUGCAAACAAGAACUUUUGGCAUGUCCGACAGUGAAUGAUUCAAUGAACUUGCUUGGAGACUACCUGACAGGGAAAGCGCCGGCAACCCUGUUGAAACGUGCAAACAGUAUGGUGUUUUUGCAUACCACCCUACAACAGUUGGGAUUCUUUUGGCCCCUUGGAGAACCAGAAAUGUACAGGAUCAUUAAGACCUUGCAUUCAACUGGCAACCGCACUAGCCGAUUGAAGUCCAUUCUCGAAGCUGUUACCUUUUGCAGGUACUCCUUUGACAUCAGCGACCUCCACCCGAUCACGGUCAGCAAGCGUUGUUUGGGAGCCACUGGGAGUGAUUUUGCAAACAAGUUGAAUCAAGCUUCACCCUUGACAGUUGCAGACAUUUGGCAUUUGCAUACAUGUUUGGAUAAUGGGGAUGCUUGGGACAGAGUGUUCAGUGGGGCUGCUCUUUUCUGCAUUUACGCACGUGCAAGAUGGAGUGAUUUCAUUCACGGUAAUUGCAUCAGAGUUGAUGUGCUGGAAUCUUCCGGCAAAGUGGCCUACGUGGACAUGGAGGUGCAAAUCCAUAAGACCAUGCAAGCAACUGCAAACAAGUUCAAGUUUUUGGAUUUGGUCGCGUCUGGCAGUGGAAUUUUUGGAGAUGAUUGGGUGAGGGGUUGGAUAGAUGCACUCAAGAAUAUUGGUGUUGAUCCUUUUUCGAAUGAGCCCGGCAAGACGUUGAUGCCAGCGCCAGCUGAAGAUGGUACAACUCUUCAACGGGCCUUGGAGAGUGAUGAGGCAAGUGUAUGGCUGAGACUGAUGCUGGGUGAAAACGUUAAACGUAGUGAAAGCACACGGCAGAUCUCAUCACAUUCACUCAAAGCAACCAUUCUUUCGAUGGCGGCAAAGCGGGGUUUGAAACACGAGGACAGGUUGGCCAUGGGGCACCAUGCACAUCCUUUUAGGAUGGCUGACACCUAUGCCAGGGACGCACAAGCAAGGACAAUCCGUUUGAUUGAUAAACUUUUGCUGGAAAUUAGGGCAGGAUAUUUUGAUCCUGACACAACGAGGGCUGGGAGGUUCAACAAGAACUAUGCGCCAGACCCUUCAUUGGAUGUUGGUGCAGUCUCAUUUCUUGAGAGUGAUGUCGAGAGUGCUGCAUUGGACGCCCAAGUGGAUGAGGCGCUGGACAAUGCCGUGCAAACAGUUGAAGAUGGACAGAUAGAAUUAGAGGAAGAUCAUUUUACAAGUUCUUCUUCAGACAGUGAAGCUGAGAGCGUGGAAUACAAUGCACCUGUCAGGAUGUUUUAUCCACCAUCGGCACCUUUAGGUUUCCACUUCAUGCAGAAUAAGAGGACCAAGACUCUUCACCUUGUUGAUGCGAAGUAUCCACAUGGGACUUGUUGUGGCCGGGUGUUGGACAAGAACUUUUCAGCAAUGUGGACAAUAUUGGCUAGAGAGCUGUCGACUGUAAAGCCAGACAAUACGGGAAAGAGACCGCUGGAUGAAGCCAUUUUGAAACUGAUGCAUGACCCUCGCAUCACAAUGUACAUGCUGUCCCUUCCCAACAAAGGGCCAGCUUCCUCAGUGCAGACGAGGCCAGCCAGUACUGCCGCCACAACACCUACCACUGUGCAGCCAAAGAAGAAGGCCAGACCCAGCAAGAAGAAUAGGCAUCUGGACAGCCUCCCAAAUGCAGAAGAGGAGUUCACAUUUGCGCCUUCUGUCGCAAGACAUGUCAUUCGUUUCAGCAGUGCAAAGCGGCUCCGGGGAAGCGCUCAGUUGGAAGAUGGUGUCACCGACUCAAGCGAUGCUGAACAACAGACGGCCGAAAAACGUUUCACUGAAGAUCCAAGUGGUGCCACAACUCGAAAGGUUCUGUUUGAAAACAUCCUUUUCUUGGAGGUCUUCGCUGGAACUUCUUCAUUAACAAUCGAAGUGCGCAAAACAAACUUGCGUGGAGUGGCUGUCGACAAAGGUACGGAGAGAGCGAAAGGGCCUAUCACAAUUUUGGACCUCACCAUGCCAGAAGACUUGCAGUUCCUGAUGGAUUUCAUUCGGCAGGAGGCCCUUAACCUUUGCUUGGUUCAUUUUGCACCACCCUGUGGGACCUGUUCAGCCGCCAGAAAAAGGAAGUUACCUUCAGAAGUGCAAGCGAAGUUGAAAGACUCCGGAAUAACUCCGCCACAGCAGCCAGAUAUGGAUGCAAGCUGCAUUCUGCCACAACUCACAAAAGGAGCUAGGAUAACCGACCGGAAACUUCGUACUGGGGGUGACAAGCGGGUUUCCGACUUAACUGGUGAAUCUCUGAAGUACUUGGAAGGUUUUCAUGUUAACAAUGAGACAAAGGUUGAGCUUGUGACGUUUGGAAUCCCAAGAGAACCUUGGGAUUUUGUGAAAAAGGCUGCGCAAGUUGGGCAUCCGAGAUUCUUGCCAUACGCGGGUUCGGAACAGCUUGAUGACUUGUUGCGGACGAACCUGAACCAUCAUGCUUGCAGGUUGGAUGAUCUGAGACUAGCCUUUUUCAAGAAAUGGGUGAAAAGAGCGAAAGAGUUAGAAAAGGAUGAGCGAAAUCUCAGACUGGAUCUGGGAGAACAUUCCUCCCUUGGUUUGCAAAAAGCCGUGCUCAAGCGUGUCAGAGAACCAGAGGAUGCUGAGUUACACCUUGCCGCCGUGGGCUUGAAGGUAUGGUGCAGCGCUUUCUUUGACGACUUCCCAACGAUGGCAGCUGAUGCAGAAGCCGCUCAGACGGAUAAGUGCGUUGGCUUCCUGUUCGACUUGCUUGGGAUACAGUACGCAAAGGAGGGCAAGAAAAACCAACCAUUCAGUACCGAGAUGAGAGCACUGGGCCUCAUCUUCGACCUGGCUGGGUUUGACGAAGGUGUUGUCUUUAUAAAGCACACGCCUGAACGCAGGUCAGAAUUGUUGGAGAGAAUAACAGCAAUCCUGAACUCCGACGAGCUUUCCCCGAAGGAGGCCGAGUCAUUCAAGGGCAGAGUGCAGUGGUUUGAAAGUUUCUUGUUUGGCCGGACGGCAAACCUUGCCAUUCACCGACUUGGAAAAAGAGCCUUGAUUAAAGGUGGAAGGCAGGGACAUAAACUUGAUGCGGAACUACGAACCUCCUUGGAAUUCCUCCGACACAGGGUUGAACAUGGAGCUCCUCUUCAACUUACUGCCACGACGGAGCAGGCUAUUCUUAUCUUCACCGAUGGAGCCUUCGAUGAGGAGACAGGCAUCGGGUCAAUUGGUGGAGUCCUCUUGGAUCACACCGGCACAGCACUCAGCUACUUCAGUGAGCGGGUCCCUAACCUGCUGAUGGAACUUUUCCUGAAAGAGGCGGAAAAUCCAAUUUACCUGGUAGAGCUGUUGGCGGUGCAUGUUGCCGCCUUCCUUUGGGGUGGACAGACGUUUGGCAGGUACAUAGUGAUGUACAUUGACAACGAAGCCUCCCGAAUGGCCUUGGUCAAAGCCUACUCCUCCACCCUUCUUGGAAACGUUGUGAUCCAACUCUUCGUGCAAGAAGAAGACCAACAUCAAUGGAAGGUGUGGUUUGGAAGAGUUUGCAGCCACUCAAAUAUAGCUGAUGGCCCUAGCCGCGGACAUGUUGAAGACAUGAAAGCUUGUGGGGCUAAGCACAGCCAGUGCGCAUGGGACGUGGUCAUAUGCUCACUGGAAGCAGUCGAGCACAGGCUCAGAUGGGGGUGA
This is a messenger RNA of Cladocopium goreaui, 4221 nucleotides long. NCBI's taxonomy places the organism in Eukaryota, Dinophyceae, Suessiales, Symbiodiniaceae. The record is from the annotation of a GenBank genome assembly.